AUCGGAACACAAUACACAUAGCACACACGGCCGCAGCAUUAGUAUUAUUAGCCUGCACUCUGGGGUCGAUCGGGCAAGUGUGAGGAUCGGAUCGGAGGUGAAGCGACCAGCUAAUUAACAAUCAGAAGAAGUUUUUGAUCGAUCUCUCGUCAACAAUGGCGGACGGCGGCGUGUCGAGGCUGGCGUCGCAGCGCGCGGUGGUGAUCUUCGGGACGAGCAACUGCUGCAUGUGCCACGCCGUGAAGACGCUCUUCUCCGACCUGGGCGUGAGCUGGGCGGUGUGCGAGCUGGACAAGGAGCCCAGGGGCAAGGACAUCGAGAAGGCGCUGGCGUGCAUGGUGGGCCGCAGCCCGCCCGUGCCGGCGGUGUUCAUCGGCGGCAAGCUCGUCGGCCCCACCGACCAGGUCAUGUCGCUGCACCUCGGGGGGAAGCUCGUGCCGCUCCUGCGUGAGGCCGGCGCCCUGUGGCUGUGAGCUAGCUAGGCUACUAGAAAACGCCAAAGAUCUAGA
Molecule: messenger RNA, 509 nt
Organism: Panicum virgatum (switchgrass)
Lineage: Eukaryota; Viridiplantae; Streptophyta; Magnoliopsida; Poales; Poaceae
Product: putative glutaredoxin-C2
Exons: 1
Coding region: 156-473 (105 amino acids)
Source: RefSeq, a predicted model, not a curated record